CGCCGAGAAACCCAGCGCCACGCAGGCCAAGCUCACCCACGAGAUCCUGGGCCUUUCCAUGGCCACCAUCCUGAAGCAAUCGGCGGAUUUUCUAGCCAUCAAUAAGCUGCUCAAGUACUCCUGGUUUUUCUUUGAAGCACUGGCAAAGUCAAUGGCAAUAUACUUACUGGAAGAAAACAAAAUUAAGCUCCCCAGAGGCCAGCGCUUCCCUGACUCCUACCAGCAUGCCCUGCAUUCGUUGCUGCUUGCCAUCAUUCCUCAUGUGACCAUUCGCUAUAAUGAAAUUCCCGAGGAGUCCAGGAAUGUCAAUUUUAGCUUGGCUAACUUCCUGAAGCGCUGUUUGACCUUUAUGGAUAGAGGAUUUGUUUUUAACUUGAUAAAUGAUUACAUUUCUGGAUUCAGCCCAAAAGAUCCUAAGCUCCUGGUUGAAUACAAGUUUGAAUUUCUUCAAACCAUUUGCAACCAUGAGCAUUACAUUCCUCUGAACUUACCAAUGACAUUUUCUAAACCCAAGCUGCAGCGAGUUCAAGAUGUAAAUCUCGAAUACAGUUUAACGGACGAGUACUGCCGGCAUCAUUUCCUGGUGGGGAUGCUUCUCCGAGAAGCCUCCGUCGCCUUGCAGGACAACUACGAUAUCAGAUGUACGGCCAUCGCGGUCUUAAAAAAUCUCUUGAUAAAGCACGCCUUCGACAACAGAUACCAGCACAAGAACCAGCAGGCGAAGAUUGCCCAGCUCUACCUGCCGCUCUUCGGGCCGCUCCUCUUGUCCCAGUUGCAGCACUGGCUGCGGAGCAAGCCUGUUGCUUGCUGUCAUUUAAUGUAUCCCUGUGCUCUGUGCCUCAUCCUGCAAGGUGAGGCUUCCAGAGAUGAAUUCAUGUGCAAUUUUGCAUCUCCUUCAAACAGAUCCAGUCUGAUUGCAGACAAAGAUACAGCCUGUGGAGCAGCACUUCCAAACGGACAUGGGAUAAAGCGAGAAGACUCAAAAGGAUCCCUGAACUCGGAGGGGGCAACAGGUUCCCCGGAUCAGUGCGAAAAUAUCCGCAGAAGCUCCACGAGGAGCAGCGUGUCGCACUGCAGCCGCCUGGACCAGUUUGAGAUCCGGACGCUCCUCAUGUGCUACCUCUACAUUGUGAAGAUGAUCUCUGAAGAUACUCUUUUGGCUUACUGGAACAAAUUCACCCCUCAAGAACUGAUCAACGUCCUUGUGCUUCUAGAAGUGUGUUUGUUCCACUUCAGAUACGUGGGGAAGAGAAACAUCGCCAGGGUGCACGAUGCCUGGUUAUCCAAGCAUGUGGGAGCUGAUAGGAAAUCUCAGACGAUGCCAGUGCUCCGCAGCAGACCUGGAGGGAUGCAGGCACGACUUCAGCAUCUGGGCAGCUUGGAGACCUCCUUCACUCUUAAUCACAAUGCAGGCACAUCAGAAGCUGAUAUUGUGCACCAGGCGUUGCUGGAGGGCAAUAUUGCCACUGAAGUGUGCCUGACAGUCCUGGACACCAUCUCUUUUUUCACACAGAGUUUCAAG
Tinamus guttatus (white-throated tinamou) is the source of this 1522-nucleotide messenger RNA. The record is from RefSeq and is a predicted model, not a curated record. Lineage: Eukaryota; Metazoa; Chordata; Aves; Tinamiformes; Tinamidae.